Rhopalosiphum padi (bird cherry-oat aphid) is the source of this 444-nucleotide messenger RNA. RefSeq lists its product as uncharacterized. Bases 1 to 444 code for a protein of 147 amino acids. The record is from RefSeq and is a predicted model, not a curated record. Gene Ontology annotation, molecular function: RNA binding. The transcript has a single exon. NCBI's taxonomy places the organism in Eukaryota, Metazoa, Arthropoda, Insecta, Hemiptera, Aphididae.
AUGGCCACUUCGGAACGGUUCGUCCAGUCAUUCGUGGUCGAGUUCAGAGCUCCCCGGUCGUUUGCCGUGGUCGCGUCCAUCGUCCAGCACGCGUUCGUCGCACGGCCUCCCGUACCGGCGGCUGCGGACGAUCACGGCGUCGCCCAGACCGGCCACACAGCCGGUGGACGUCAGCAACCGUCGACCGAUUUCCAGCUUUUUGUCGGCCGCUUGACGAGCGCCACCACAGCGGAGCAUCUGCGGAAAACGUUCUCCGAGUACGGUGAAGUGGUGCACGUGCGCGUCAUAGGCGGUCACAACCGGUCCGGUAGACCGACCAAGUUUAGUUACGCUUUCGUCACGUUCAGCGGACCCGAGGGCGUGGCAGCCGCGCUCGCCGGUGCACCGAUCGAGCUGUGCAACGGCAACCGCGUCAACGUGCACCCGUCCAAAGGCCGAAAAUGA